AUGUGUACAAAGAUCUCAGGUGAGAAGGCAAUCACUGCCCUGCUGGAGGUCUUGGAACUAGAGGGGGAUAUCCUGGAAGCAGAGUGGAUACGGCAGGAGUCGUUAAGACGACUAAUCAACUUGACAAUAAGUACCACACAUUUUUCAUUCUGCGGCAAUAUCUAUGAGCAAAUAUCUGGACUACCGAUGGGAUAUUCACUCACCUCCUUUGACAAAUGUAUACAUGGACAGAUUGGAGAAGGAAUUCGAGAAGUCACCGCUUCAACCAAGAGCGCCAAUGCGAUACCUGGACGACUACUUUGCACUUUGGUCGCAUGGUAA
Messenger RNA from Protopolystoma xenopodis, 321 nucleotides. NCBI's taxonomy places the organism in Eukaryota, Metazoa, Platyhelminthes, Monogenea, Polystomatidea, Polystomatidae. The record is from the annotation of a GenBank genome assembly.